Molecule: messenger RNA, 3338 nt
Organism: Monodelphis domestica (gray short-tailed opossum)
Lineage: Eukaryota; Metazoa; Chordata; Mammalia; Didelphimorphia; Didelphidae
Biological process (GO): activation of protein kinase B activity
Cellular component (GO): Golgi apparatus; plasma membrane
Source: RefSeq, a predicted model, not a curated record
UCAGACAUCCUUUCAAUCCAUUUACUAACUCAGGGAGUUUUAUUUGCCCUCAUCUUUCGGGCAAUGGAAAACUCAGCAUUUGAAAUGCAUGAAGAUGCCUUCUCCUCUGCCCCAUCUCAGGAUAAGGUGAUCACCUCUUCUGCCCUGGAAAAGAAGAGCCAUUGGUCUCUAAUGAAGAUCUUCCUGGUUUGUCUCCUGGCCUGUAUUAUUACCACAUUGAUAGGUGUGCUGAUUCUCUCCUUGGUUUAUGUUUCCAACUUCCGACCGCAAGCAGACUCUCACUUCCAGCCUGAAAAUGACCUUUCAAAACCACCAGAGACUCUCCCUGACUCGAAGGAUAAAAAUCUUGUUGACUUUAAAUUCCAAUUUCUUAAUCGCUUGCAUAAAUCCAAGGUAUUUGAGUUCCCAGGUGGUGCUAUCCAGUGGGCACGAUACCGGAAUAAUCUCCAGGACUACCUUAGCAUUGAAGAAGAGGCCUUUGGCACCAGCCUGAAUAGGCAGCAGUCACGCAUGACUUUUGGAACCUUGAGAAUAAAAAGCAAUGGCCUCCGUGCCCCACACUGGCACUUCAAUGCCAAUGAACAUGGCUACCUUGCUCAGGGGACCGCCUGGAUUGGAGUAGUUGAUGAUGGAGGCAGUGUGGUCACCACAUACAAUGUUACAGCUGGUCAAGUCAUCUUCUUCCCUAAAAAUAUCCUGCACUGGAUAAAGAAUGUAGGAAAUGAGGACUGCCUUUUCUUGCUCUUCUUCACCACUCAUGAUGAGCUUCAGACUCUGGAUGUUGAUGAUGUGUUUUUUUCUACACCAGAGGACAUUGCAUCCAGAUCCCUCAAGCCUCAAGGUGGAGUUAAUUUCAUUAGAACAUUCAAGAAACAAGAAGAGGAUCAGGCUGUCAAUCUUCCGCCCAAUUUGGCUGAGCUGGUGAUGAAUGCCAGCUACAUACAAUCCCCAGACAGCCUGGUGUGGAGAUACUUUUAUGAUCUUAAAGGUUCAAAGGAAUUUAUAUUUCCAGGAGGAAUAAUCCAGUGGGCUCGAUAUAGAAAAAAUGGAAAUGGACUCAGUGACAAUGAGAAAAUUUUCAGCGAAUCCUUAAAUCAGCACGAAAAUACCCUUACUCUGGGAACUCUCAGAAUUUACACCAAUGGCUUACGACAACCUCAUUUUCACUUUAACGCUAAUGAAAUGGGAUAUGUCAUCAGUGGAUGUGGAAAGGUGGGAAUUGUUAGCUCCCAAGGAACUACCGAUUUUAACAUUGGUAUUGGAGAUGUAGUAUUUUUUCCUAUUGGAACCCAGCAUUACAUCAAGAGUACAUGUGAUGAGGACUUACUUUUCAUUCUCGCCUUCACCACUGGAAACCAGCUACAAACCCUGGACCUGGAUGACUAUAUCCAUGCGACAGCAGACCACAUCCUGGCCCAGCUUUUCUUCAAGAAACAAAGCGAGUUUAAGAAGAUCCCCAAAUUCACUGAGGAUCAAGCCAUCAAUUUGCCUUAGACUGAGUGAGAACUUGACAGUCUGCACGUCCUUUUCCAUUCCCCUUUCCUGAGAAACAUUUGGUUCACAGAUCGGUUAGAAUGUUUCAAGUACAAAGCCAUCUCAUCUUCAAAUAACUAGGCAGUUAGCUUAGUGAAAGUGGAUUUCUUUGAAUUUCAAUAUUUAAAAACAAAGGUAAAAGAAAGUAAAUUAUUUGUCUGCAGUUACAAAGAAAUAUUUCAGAUGAAACUGUUGCGAAGAUUACUAAGACGUGCAUGGAAGGAGACUGAUGCCUUUAAUAGAAAUAUUUUGGUAUAGACUUAUUUAUGUUUACAACUAUAUUUUUCAUACUGCAUUUAUUAUACAACUGUUUAAGAACUCAUCUUCCUAUAUUUGUGCUUCCAUAAAUUAAUCAAUCAUAGUGAGCUCUUAAUAAAGGUUUGUUGAUUAAUUUAUUUGAAGAUGCUGUGCUUGGUACAGGCAUCAGUAAAAUUGAAUGCUAUGCAUUUAUACUUUCUAAAUAACCUGUAAUUUCCUAUAAAGAGGCAAUAGUGAAUCUCAAAUGAGCCUUAGAGAGGCAGGAAGACCUGGAUUGAAAAUCUGCUUCUGGCACCACUUCCUGGAUGGCCCUGGGUAAUUCAUAACUUCUAAGUGCUGUGAGGGAUUCUCUAAAACAAGACAUAAUCGAAUUGUCAAGAUGGAUAGCAGUGUCUACAAUUGAAAUAUGCUCUACUGAUGGAGUCUGAGGUCUGGAUCCCUCUAUGAAAUGGAAUUAUCCUCCUUUGUUUAUUUUAACUUAAUUGAUGAAGAACUUGGGAUGCCCCUGCUUUCAUACUUAGUUAACCUUUUACUAGAAAAGGAAGUUUACACCCUCAAAAUACUGGAAGUAGGCCCCACAAGCAUUGCCCCUCCCCCCAUCCUGGGCAGUGCCAAGCAAAUUAAGAAACUAUGAUUGGUUUCUGAGAUGUAAUAGACUAUCCCACAGUGAGAGGAAGUAGAAACCAGAGAGACAGGAAGUGACAUGGAAAAAUGGCCUAUAAAAGAUGAGACCAAAGAGCUCAGCACUUCAUUCGGCAUUGGAUUAUUCUGGGUUGGAGAUUCUGUGUUGGUGGCUUGAGGAGUUCAGCUUUGGUGACUUGCUUGGGUUGAGAAGAUCCCGGCCUGAGACAUUGGCCUUUUGGCUCUUCUGUCUUCAGUUGGACACUCUCUUUGGUGAGGCACUCGGAUCUGGACUUAGGGUAUUUAACUAGGCAAUAUUUUCUCCCUCCUUCCUACAUUUCCUCCUUUACUAUCUCUACUCUUGCUGUAAUAAAGCUACUAAUAGCCUCAUGACUUGAUUUGAUUUUUAUAAAUGGUGACCACAACAAGCUUUUUAACCCUUAAUUUGACAAAAACCAAUUUUAACUCUUACAGCUAUAAUUCUUCCCUCAUCCCACAGUAUAAUAAAGAGAGUAUACUUGUGAGUGGAAGUUGUCAGUCUGUAUAUGCAUAUGGUAAACAAUUGGCAUCUUGCUCCAUAAAAUCUUGCUUAGAGAUAGUAUGUUUAUAGUGGCAGAGAAAGCUUUUAGGCUGAGCACUUGGGAUAUGCUCAGUCAAUAAACCUCUUACAAGCCAGCAUAAUGGUUUUAGUAGCAGCACCCCAGGCCAAGAGUAAGCAAUGCACCAUUUUAUGUAUAACUAUGUCAUUGUGCUCAGGAGUGAAAUAUGCUGUUUUACUUACACUUGUAUAGCAGGAGUUUUUUCUGGGUUUACUUGAAAUAUAAGAAAUUAUUACUAAAGGAAAAUGUUACCCUCAGAAUUUCAUGUUUUUCUUUAUUAUAAGAGACUUGAAAAUUCAGUUAGUUAUGGAACCCAAGUAUACUAAA